Molecule: messenger RNA, 1334 nt
Organism: Syngnathus acus (greater pipefish)
Lineage: Eukaryota; Metazoa; Chordata; Actinopteri; Syngnathiformes; Syngnathidae
Product: ephrin-B2a-like
Exons: 5
Coding region: 241-1221 (326 amino acids)
Biological process (GO): ephrin receptor signaling pathway; axon guidance; blood vessel morphogenesis
Cellular component (GO): plasma membrane
Molecular function (GO): ephrin receptor binding
Source: RefSeq, a predicted model, not a curated record
UCUCCACGCAAUCUCAUUCCUCGGUGGCUGAAUGUGGUCACGCGAGACGUUUUCCUGCCCAAUUACUCCCAAUGUGGAAGGCUUAAUGAACUUGCGGCUGCAGCUUCAUGGAAGCGCGACAACUAAAGGAUCCACCCGAAGGCGCCGCGCGCGCGCGCGCACGCAUGCACAGGCAAGGCACCUUGAGCUGCCCCCACUGCGUGUUACGAUAGCGAGCCCACGAGCGGCUUUUGUCCCGUGAUGGGGAGAAGCGUCACAUGGAGGAGCCACGGUGCCGUCAUCCUGCUGGCUGUCAUCAUAAGCUCAUGUCGGGCCAUCAUUUUGGACUCCAUCCUGUGGAGCAGCGCCAACACCAACUUCACUCUAGGUCAAGGUCUGGUCCUCUCCCCUCAGAUUGGGGACAAGAUGGACAUUGUCUGCCCAAGGGCGGACGUCUCCAAGGGGGAAAAGGAGGAGUUCUACCGGAUCUACUUGGUUUCUCGAAGUCAGAUGGAGAGCUGCACCAUAAACAAGAAGGACACUCCUUUGCUGAACUGUGACAAGCCGCACCGGGAUGUCAAGUUCACGUUCAAGUUUCAGGAGUUCAGUCCUAACCUGUGGGGGCUGGAGUUCCUCAAGGGGAAGGACUACUACAUCACGUCCACAUCGACAGGCUCUCUGCAAAAUCUGGACAACACCAAUGGAGGAGUGUGCAGGACCAAAUCCAUGAAGCUGCUGCUCAGAGUCGGACAAGGUUCCUCAGAUCCUCGAUCAACACUGCAGGAAUCGCCGAGCAGAUUUCCACCGACCCAACUAAAACCGAACGCAAAGGAUGCAUCCGGACGUAAUGAUAGCGAGAACAAAACCGACGCGGGCUCAGAAGCAGGCCAAGUCAACCCCGGUGGCAAUGGCGGCUCGGCGCCAGGACUGCUGAUAUGGGUUGUCUCGGCCUGUGCGAUUCUCCUCCUCCUCAUCGUCAUGGUGUCGGUCGCGCUCUGGAAGUGGCGUGGCUGUGGCCCAGAUCGCCAGCAAUCCGCGUCUGUGUCCCUCAACACUUUAGCCGUGCCCAAACGGGACAGCAUCAGCAGCGACAACGCUGGCGAAAUGGUUUUUCCUCUGCAGGCCUCCGACAGCAGAUUCUGUCGACAUUUCGAACGUCUGAGCGGCGAAUACGGAGCCCCGGUGUACGUCGUUAAGGAGAUUACGCCGCAGAGUCCCACCAACGUUUACUAUAAAGUCUAAUUUUGGCGGGUUACAAUGACUUUUUUUUCCCCCUUGCUAAGAACAUUAUUGGCUCUGGGGAUAAAUGGACCAAUAUUUCAUGAGUCUUUUUUUGGGAACAGACAAUCAGAGUC